Molecule: messenger RNA, 4917 nt
Organism: Camarhynchus parvulus
Lineage: Eukaryota; Metazoa; Chordata; Aves; Passeriformes; Thraupidae
Gene: ATP10D
Product: ATPase phospholipid transporting 10D (putative)
Exons: 25
Coding region: 253-4566 (1437 amino acids)
Biological process (GO): phospholipid translocation
Cellular component (GO): plasma membrane
Molecular function (GO): ATP hydrolysis activity; magnesium ion binding; ATP binding
Source: RefSeq, a predicted model, not a curated record
GCCCUUCCCCGGGGAUGUGCGCGGCGCCGUCGUAGUGGUGGUUUCCAGCAGAGAGGGCACUGGGUGGUUUACCUAGGAUUGGAGUGGAAUUGAAUUCACUUUGCUCUUCUGUGUGACUCCAAAGCUGGUCUGAAGCCAGUCCUUGGGACAGAAUUUUUACAGUCAGUGCAUGGGCACUUACUGUUUACAGGAGCAAAACGUAGGACUGACAGACAGAUGACUCUCCUUGGGCUGUAAAGUGUUGCAGGUGCAAUGGCAGAUCCCAUCCGCUGGGCCCGAUACCGCUGGCAGCGACUGAUAUCAACAGAGGGCAGAGAAUGCAGCAGCAACAAUUCAAGUAGCAAGUGCUAUCAAUCAUCAAAAACUACUGGCAAACAUAGGAUAGUGAUACCCUGUUUGGGACAUUUUAAAGAAGAGUAUGAAAAAGUAUCAAAACUGUACAUGAACAACAAAAUACGGACUACUAGGUAUACUUUGUUGAAUUUUUUACCACGGAAUUUAUUUGAACAAUUUCACAGAGUUGCCAAUUUAUAUUUCCUAUUUCUGGUUAUCCUAAAUUGGGUUCCUCUAGUUGAAGCUUUCCAAAAAGAAAUUACAAUGCUACCUCUGAUAGGGGUUCUGACAAUUAUUGCAGUGAAGGAUGGUCUGGAAGAUUACUCAAGGUACAAAAUGGAUAAACAGAUAAACAACUUAGUAACCAAAGUAUACAGCAGGAAAGAGAAGAAAUACAGAGAUGAGUGCUGGAAGAAUGUCAAUGUUGGGGACUUUGUCCGGCUUUCCCGCAAUGAAAUCAUUCCUGCUGACAUGGUGCUGUUAUAUUCUAGUGACCCAGAUGGGAUCUGUUAUAUUGAAACUGCAGGCCUCGAUGGAGAAACCAAUCUAAAGCAGAGACAGGUGGUGAGAGGAUAUUCAGAGCAGGUCUCUGAAAUUGAUCCAGAAGAAUUUUCCAGUAGAAUAGAGUGUGAAAGUCCUAACAAUGACCUCAAUCGUUUCCGAGGCUUUGUUGAGCAUUCAAACAUGGACCGAGUGGGUCUCAGCAAGGAAAACUUACUGCUCCGAGGAUGCACAGUAAGAAACACAGAAGCUGUGGUAGGCAUAGUGGUAUAUGCAGGUCAUGAAACCAAAGCUAUGCUGAAUAACAGCGGCCCUCAUUACAAGCGUAGUAAAUUGGAAAGAAAAGUGAACACUGAUAUUCUGUGGUGUGUUCUGCUCCUACUUUUGAUGUGUUUAACUGGUGCAAUAGGUCAUGGACUUUGGUUAAGUAGGUAUUCAGAAAUACCUUUUUUUAACAUCCCCAAGCCAGAUGGGAAAUCGAGUCCUCCAGCAUUAGCAGGCUUCUAUAUGUUCUGGACAAUGAUAAUUUUGUUACAGGUCUUGAUUCCUGUUUCUCUCUAUGUUUCAAUUGAAAUUGUCAAACUGGGACAAAUUUAUUUAAUACAGAAUGACAUUGAUUUUUACCAUGAGAAAACAGACUCAACUAUUCAGUGUCGAGCACUAAAUAUUGCUGAAGACCUUGGACAGAUUCAGUAUAUUUUCUCUGACAAGACUGGAACCCUCACUGAAAAUAAGAUGGUUUUUCGGAGAUGCAGCAUUGCAGGACAGGAGUAUUGCCAUGAGGAAAAUGCGAAGAGGUUGGAAUCCUAUCAAGAGAUUGAUUCAGAGGAUGAGGAUUCAGCUGAUUGUCAGCGUGGCUCUUCAACCCCUACAUCAGAAUGUCAGGGGCACAACUGCAGAGCUGUGUGUGAAUCUUUGAACAGAAAGUCUUUGAACCAGUUCUCUGGUAGUUACUCUGCAUUCAAAAGGCAAGAUGAAGCAGGUGAUACUCCCAACUCAGGGCACAUGGCUUUCAGCAGUCCCAUUGAAACAGAUGUUGUACCAGACACACAGCUGUUGGAGAAGUUCAGUCAAAUUUCUUUUCGUUCCUGUCAACAAUCAGAAGAAGCUAGCAGCGGGUUAUCUUUGGAGACAAUGUAUAUCGCUGAUUUCUUUCUUGCUCUGGCAAUCUGUAAUACUGUUGUAGUCUCAGGCCCCAAUCAGACACGUCAGAAGAUGAGACUCUCUUCGCUGAGUAGGAUGCCUAUUAAAUCACUUGAGGAAAUCAGGCAAAUGUUCCAGAGGUUUUCAGUCUGGAGACUAAGUUCUUCUCCACUUCCAAAUGCAAAGCAGUCGUCAUCUGAAAGCCCCAAUACUUUUGUGAGAAAACUGUCUGGUUUUAGAAUGAAACUGGCUUCACCUACUUUGGAUGGAAAUGCUCAAAGGAUUUCUGAACCUCACAAUACUGACAGCCCAGAAAAUUCUCAAGUGCCUGGAGAACUCCAUCUAGAGAAUGUAGCUACUGGUGGUGAACCCAACUCUGCUGUGUCAUCUACUGAAUUAUCUCCCAUACCAAAACUAUGUUACGAAGCUGAGAGUCCAGAUGAAGCUGCCUUGGUUCAUGCUGCUAGGGCUUAUAAAUGUGUUUUACAGUCUAGGACUCCAGAUCAAGUAACUGUGGACUUCGCAGGCCUGGGGCCUUUAACGUUUCAGCUUUUGCAUAUCCUGCCAUUUGAUUCACUGCGGAAAAGGAUGUCAGUGGUGGUUCGGCAUCCAGUCUCCAACCAAGUGGUGGUGUACACAAAAGGUGCAGACUCAGUGAUGAUGGACUUGUUGAGAAUUGCAUCUGAAGUCCAUAGUAAUAAUUCUGAAAUUGAAGAGAAGAUUAAAGAGAGAACUCAGCAGCAUUUGGAUGAUUAUGGCAGAAGAGGACUCCGCACUCUGUGUAUUGCUAAGAAGGUGGUGAGUGAUGCUGAGUAUGCAGAGUGGUUAAAUCAUCGUUUUUUAGCAGAAACCAGCAUUGACAAUAGGGAGGACCUGCUGCUUGAAUCUGCCAUGAGGCUUGAGACCAAACUAACUUUGCUUGGUGCCACUGGCAUUGAAGAUCGCCUGCAGGAAGGUGUUCCAGACACAAUACAGGCUUUACGGAAAGCUGGAAUAAAAAUAUGGAUGCUGACAGGUGACAAGAGAGAGACAGCUGUCAACAUUGCCUAUGCUUGUAAACUGCUGGAACCAGAGGACAGAAUCUUCACUCUUAAAUCACAGACUAGGGAUGCCUGUGCCUUGGUAAUGAGCAAAAUUUUAGAAGACAUCCAGAAGAAUGCUUCUGUCAAAAAAAAACACAGUGAGAAACUUGGAAAUGUCUCUGCAAGUCCCUCCACCCAAGCUCAAGGGUUCAAUUCAGGCCUGGUUAUUGAUGGAAGGACUUUAGAACAUGUCCUUCACAACAGCCUACAGAAUAUUUUCUUGGAACUCACAGAAAAAUGUCGGGCUGUGGUCUGUUGCCAAGCCACACCACUGCAGAAGAGUGUCCUGGUCAAACUGGUGCGAAAUAAGCUAAAGGCAAUGACAUUAGCUGUAGGUGAUGGUGCCAAUGAUGUCAGUAUGAUCCAGGUGGCUGACGCUGGUGUGGGAAUAUCUGGCCAGGAAGGCAUGCAGGCUGUGAUGGCAAGUGACUUUGCAAUCUGUCAGUUUAGACACCUCAGGAAGCUGCUGCUUGUCCAUGGUCACUGGUGUUAUACCAGACUUACCAACAUGGUGCUUUACUUCUUCUACAAGAAUGUGACGUACGUGAAUCUCCUGUUUUGGUACCAGUUUUUCUGCGGGUUUUCAGGCACAUCAAUGACUGACUACUGGAUCUUGAUUCUUUUCAAUCUCCUUUUUACAUCGGUGCCACCCAUCGUUUAUGGUGUCCUGGACAAAGAUGUGUCUGCAGAGAUACUCAUGGAACUCCCACAGCUUUACACAAUGAGCCAGAAAUCUGUGGCUUCCUUGCCUUCAGCUUUCUGGAUGACCUUGCUGGAUGCUUUUUACCAAAGUCUUGUGUGCUUUUUUGUGCCUUACUUUACUUACUGUGGCUCAGACAUAGACAUUUUUUCUUUUGGAAACCCCAUAAACACAGCAGCGCUCUUCAUAAUGCUGUUUCACCUUCUCAUUGAGUGCAAGUCUGUGACAUGGAUACAUACAGUAGUUAUAGUUGGCAGCAUCCUGUUUUACUUUGUGUUCACUCUGGCUGUUGGAGCAACCUACAAAACCCACAACCCACAAUCAGAUUUUUACUGGAUCAUGGAAAAGCACAUGACAGACCCAGUAUUUUACUUAGUUUGCCUCCUGACUACUUGCAUUGCUCUGCUACCCAGGUAUCUGAUAAGAGUUCUCCAAGGAACACUGUUUCCAUCUCCAGUGUUGAGAGCCAAGUGCCUUGUCAGACUGUCUCGUGAGGAGCAGAGGAAAGAAAUUAAGAGAUGGAAAGAUGAGUGCAAUGUGAAUUAUAGGGUGGAGCUCCAACCUACUUCUGUGUCUUCCAGCUUAGCUGCAGGUCAUCCUCCAGGUGUAUCACUCCAUUUUGACUCUGUGUGCCAUUUCAUGUUGGCUGCCACCAAAAGGACUUCUUUCCCACCUCACCCAAUUCAGAUGUUGGCUGGCUGUCUUUUCUCUAAACUACCUCAUGCCUGUACUGCAAAGUUGUCAGCCAGCAGCAGUGAGGAGCUCCAGUCUGUCUUCAGGUCUUCCCUUAAAAAUAGCAGCUUUUAGCUGGAAACAUCACUCUUCUUCACUCUCAGGUGUUUUUAAACUCCUCCAGGCUUUUAUGAUAAUCAGCUUAAGUGUCUCUAAAGGCUGCUCAAAAGAGUGCAUCAUGCAUUGCAUGUCUCACCUUUAAGUGCUGUUGUUCAUCUGUCUUCCAAGAUAGAUGAGUCCUGCCCUCUAUCAGUUUUCCACGGCUCACACACUGCACAAAAAGUGGCUGAGGUGCGUGUGGCAACUUCUAGAUUCCAGAGUCUCUAAAAUACUGCCUCCUUUUUACUUCCCUUUCCAAAAAGUUACAUGGACAAUUUAGAGAGGAGCUUAGGAAAUCUGUUUGUAUUCACUAGCACCUGUUGAAAU